AUGUGGUGCAGUGUAAAGGACAGUAAUGUAGGCCUACAAGUACCUCUGACAGAUAAGAAAAUGGAAAUGGAUUGUAAGGCGCUGCCGGGACGACAGGAGAUAUUCACACUCCUCAUCUUUUAUCUUCUUCUGUGGCCUAAAGCUGAAGCAAUUCAUCCGGACUGCGCCAUCAUCUCUCAGCACCUGAGGGCUCGUGAGCUUUGCAGCCAGACGAGGAGGAGCGAGGCGCAAAACCAGAGCGACCACAGCGGAUGCAACACAGAGUGGGACGAGAUCGGCUGCUGGCUGAGAGCUGAAGUUGGGCAGGUGGUAAACUUAUCGUGCUCUGAUGUCUUCCAGCAUUUCUCCAGCAAUCAAGGGUAUGUUUACAGAAACUGUACGGUCGAUGGCUGGUCAGAAAUGUAUCCACCCUACAACGAGGCCUGUGCUUUCAGCGACGACAGCGAGCCUGAAUCUGAGACAAGCUACCUCUAUACGUUCAGACAGGUCUAUACUGUGGGCUAUGCCACCUCGCUCAUCUCCCUCAUUACAGCCAUAGUGGUGUUCACAGCCUUCAGGAAGUUCCGCUGCACCAGAAACUACAUCCACAUCAACCUGUUCUCCUCCUUCGUCCUGAGAGCCAGCGCUGUUUUCAUUAAAGACACCGUGCUGUUUGCAGACGAGACCUUGGACCACUGCUCUGUGUCCACGACAGCGUGCAAGUCAGCCGUGGCUUUUUUCCAGUUCAGCAUCCUCGCCAAUUACUUCUGGUUGCUGGUGGAGGGCAUGUAUCUGCAGACGCUGCUGGCCCUGACCUUCGUCUCUCAGAGGAAAUAUUUCUGGUGGUACAUCCUGAUUGGAUGGGGGCUCCCAUCAACAGUUCUUAUACUUUGGGUUUUGACCAGAUUCUUCUAUGAUGAUAGAGGUUGCUGGGAUGACACAGAGAAUGUCGCUAUUUGGUGGAUUAUUAAAGGACCAAUAACAGCCUCGCUGCUGGUCAACAUUGUAAUCUUCAUCAAUGUGAUCCGAAUUCUGGUUCAGAAGCUUAAAUCUUCCGCCAUGACUGGGAACAAUGACACCGGACACUUCAUGAGGCUGGCUAAAUCCACCCUGUUCCUCAUCCCUCUGUUUGGGAUGCACUACACAGUUUUCGCCUUCCUGCCUGAGAACACGGGAAUGGCAGCGAGACUCUACAUCGAGCUGGGCCUAGGAUCCUUUCAGGGUUUCGUGGUGGCACUGCUUUACUGUUUCAUGAAUGGAGAGGUUCAAUCAGAGCUGCGGAGAUGGCUGUGGAAGUGUCACAAUCAAAAUCAUCUCACCCCAGCCAAGAGAAGUAUCACUCAGAUCACAGUUCGAGCCCGCGGGGGGCUCAGACGGCCUCCUUCUAGCGGCAACAUCUCGUCAGUAUGA
Plectropomus leopardus (leopard coralgrouper) is the source of this 1389-nucleotide messenger RNA. RefSeq names its product growth hormone releasing hormone receptor a (gene ghrhra). Gene Ontology annotation, biological process: adenylate cyclase-modulating G protein-coupled receptor signaling pathway; cell surface receptor signaling pathway. Gene Ontology annotation, molecular function: G protein-coupled peptide receptor activity; vasoactive intestinal polypeptide receptor activity; peptide hormone binding. Lineage: Eukaryota; Metazoa; Chordata; Actinopteri; Perciformes; Serranidae. Gene Ontology annotation, cellular component: plasma membrane. The record is from RefSeq and is a predicted model, not a curated record.